Messenger RNA from Oncorhynchus kisutch (coho salmon), 1640 nucleotides. Its product is annotated as histidine-rich protein PFHRP-II-like. Bases 1 to 930 code for a protein of 309 amino acids. NCBI's taxonomy places the organism in Eukaryota, Metazoa, Chordata, Actinopteri, Salmoniformes, Salmonidae. The record is from RefSeq and is a predicted model, not a curated record. The transcript is spliced from 3 exons.
AUGUAUCCCUCUCAUCAUUCAGCCUCCCUGUCCCAUAGACUACAGUAUAUAGAGUCCCAUCACUCAGCCUCCCUGUCCCGUAGACUACAGUAUAUAGAGUCCCAUCACUCAGCCUCCCUGUCCCGUAGACUACAGUAUAUAGAGUCCCAUAGGCUACAGUAUAUAGAGUCCCAUAGGCUACACUAUAUAGAGUCCCAUAGGCUACAGUAUAUAGAGUCCCAUCACUCAGCCUCCCUGUCCCAUAGGCUACAGUAUAUAGAGUCCCAUAGACUACAGUAUAUAGAGUCCCAUCACUCAGCCUCCCUGUCCCAUAGGCUACAGUAUAUAGAGUCCCAUAGACUACAGUAUAUAGAGUCCCAUCACUCAGCCUCCCUGUCCCAUAGACUACAGUAUAUAGAGUCCCAUCACUCAGCCUCCCUGUCCCGUAGACUACAGUAUAUAGAGUCCCAUCACUCAGCCUCCCUGUCCCGUAGACUACAGUAUAUAGAGUCCCAUCACUCAGCCUCCCUGUCCCGUAGACUACAGUAUAUAGAGUCCCAUCACUCAGCCUCCCUGUCCCGUAGACUACAGUAUAUAGAGUCCCAUCACUCAGCCUCCCUGUCCCGUAGACUACAGUAUAUAGAGUCCCAUCACUCAGCCUCCCUGUCCCGUAGACUACAGUAUAUAGAGUCCCAUCACUCAGCCUCCCUGUCCCGUAGACUACAGUAUAAAGAGCCAGAAGGCUGCUGUUCUUUGUUCUGUCUUCAGUGGAGUUGGACUAGGAAGUACAGACAGGACAUUGUUUUAUUUCAUGAAUUCAUACACAUCCUUCCCUCUGUCCUUCAUUCCUCAAGGUGUUCACUGAAGAAACUAUAUGAUGUAACUGGAAACCUGCCCAAUUCAGUCACAGUAUUGAAGGAAGGAAAUCUGCUUUUAUUUUAUGUGUUGUAAGUGGGGCCCCUACGAUUCAUCUUUUCGUUAAGGGCUGAGAGUCGUUUAGUUUUUCUGGGGGUGGUGAAACACACCGAAGGGAAGAGUUUAUUUGGUUAGGAAUCGAUCAAGAAGGACAAUGCAGUAGUUGAUUUACCAGACAGAUAUAAUCCCAUAGAUGGUGCUGUUUUUUACAUUUCUUUUAAUUGGUGGUUUUAAUUGGAAGAACAGUUGUCAUCACACAGUCAUUUCUUAUGAUUAAGAAAAGGUUUGGUAAAGAGACAGAAAUGGCUGCUGGUUUGUAACUUGCUAACUAAACGCAGGUUUACCGGGUCGUGGAUCUCAAAACCUUUUACAAUUCUGGCUGCUUAACAAAAUAAUAUUGAUUAUCUUGUUUUGCCCUUUUUUUUUAUCAUUCCUAUUUAUGUGGGGACCUACAAUGAAUAAAUGAACAUGUAUUUUUCUGAAAGGAACGUUAAUGCAUAGCAACAACAACAAAAAGUUAACUGUAAUGUGUUUACGUUUUGCUCUUUUAUUUAUAGAAAUGAUUUGUCAGGGCCAAGAGAACUUUUUCAAACUGUAAAUCUAACUGUUGUGUACAGUAUUAAGGCAGUGGGACAUAGAAGUUGAUCGGCUCAUCGUUUGAAUGUAUCCAUUGUCUUCUGACGAACUUCAGACCUCUCUGGGAAAUAAAAAGCGAGACGUUUUGAUGCCUUGAAACUUAAGUUGAA